This is a messenger RNA of Desarmillaria tabescens, 285 nucleotides long. RefSeq lists its product as uncharacterized. The transcript has 2 exons. The record is from RefSeq and is a predicted model, not a curated record. The annotation marks the transcript as partial. Lineage: Eukaryota; Fungi; Basidiomycota; Agaricomycetes; Agaricales; Physalacriaceae.
CAGCACGCGCAUGUUGUGAAUUUCUUUGUGUUUAUCGGCUGUCUCCACGGGACGAACUGUAUUCAAACUAAUAACAGACCACGGUGGAGUUGUCCUCACAUUGGGACCCUUCGUUUGACGGCAUAUUAUCUAUCAACUGUCCUUCCUGGAGCCUUGGUGAUUGCAAGCUGUCUAUUUAUUCGUGACUUGCAGGCCAGCGCUAUGCCAGCACCAAUACUCUUCUACCUCUGCGUCCUCAAUUACACCGAAUCCAUCAUCACUGGGAAAUUUCGGAACCGCAGAAAU